AUGGCUUGGACAGGACAUUCUCAGGUGCCUGUGAUGAUUGCCACAUCACUUCACCCAGAUUGUCAAUACACUGUUCGAGUUCGUGCCAUCAAUCGUGCCGGCGCUGGCCCUUGGAGCCUGGGCUUUUCAGUGCGGACACUGGCCAAACCACCCGCGCCGAAGCCGCCACAGGUCGCAGCAGUUGGCAAGAACUACGUGAAGCUACGCCUGUUUGCUGAGAAGGUCCCAGAUCUCACCGGAUAUUUGGUCAAGGCCAAUUUUCGCAAAUCUUCUGAUCCGGAGACUUCCACUGACAGCCGACUUGAGAUCCUGAAGAGAUGCGACCCCAAGCAGACAGAAAUUCUUUUCACCGGCCUGCUGAGCUCGACCAACUAUCGAUUUUGUGGGGCCUUGAUCAAUGCUACUGGACAAGGGCCGUGGAGCAGUCGUAUCGAGGUCCGUACAAAGGCCGGAGAACCGCACCCUCCAGAGUUCCUGACGUGUGUGGAGGCCAAGCAAGAAGAGCUCUGCAUCGACUGGGGACCGCCAACGCACGAUGGUGGUGCGAGCAUUUCUGGAUAUGUCAUCCGGGCAGAGCCGCUUGGGCAAGCGGCGCUAGGGGCCACAGCCAGAGUGGUGGAGAGGGUGGCGGCUUCUUCUCCGACAUGGCUUCGCGGCCUAUCAGGAAACACGAGAUAUGGUGUAGUGCUGGCUGCUUUGAACAACAUUGGACAGAGCAACUUCUGCGAUGCGGUGGAGAUGCAAACGGCAGCCGUGCGUCCCCAGCCGCCGCGAAAUCUCGAAGUCUCCGAUGCAGACGAUGGGUGUCUUUGGCUGAGGUGGAGCCCUGGGUUGGAUGAUGGUGGUGCGCCCAUUCUGGGCUAUAGAAUCCAGGCACUACCGCCGAGCCCACAAAUGCCGCUUGAGCUCCACGUUGUUGCAGGCAGCCUCAGCGGCUGUGUGGGGGACGCAGGGCAACCAGCCGAUGGCCGUGAAGGUGUGAGGCUGCCCGCUUUGAGCGCCGGCGUGCGGUACACUUUCCACGUCUUUGGCAGGAAUCAAGUGGGUGAGUCAGAGAGCGCCGAUCUUUCCAUGGAGACGGAGCCCGGCCCACCAGGUGCUCUGAAACCGCCGCGGCUGCGGCAGCCAGCUGAGGGACCUCUUCGAGUGCGCUGGAGAGCGCCACAGGAUGGCGGAAGUCCGGUGAUAGACUACGAGGUCCUUGUAGCCAUCGAUGGUGAGUCGCAGCUUGUUGCGGCAUUGCUCGUGCAGCACACGGAGGUCAAGAUCAGAGGCCUAGACCCACACCGGAACUACGUCUUUGCUGUGCGUGCUCGCAACGAGUACGGCUGGAGCUCUCAAAGUGGUUGGUCAACGAGGUCGGAGCACGCCACACCGCCUGCGCUGCGAUUGGUUCGAGAAACCUCAACUGCGAUCGAGAUGUCCUGGGAGCCGGCAGUGAGCGACAUGCAAGUGCUGGACUAUGAAGUCUGGCUAGAUGAGGAGGACCCAAUUCCUCGCUCGGGGGCCGCAGAGGAGAAGCGGGUACGUACAAGCCAAACGUCUGCAACAAUUGCAGAUCUCAGGCCGUCCACUCGUUACAUUUGCCAAGUCCGUGCCUUGAAUUCAUGCGGCUGGUCGCCGUGGUCGCUGCCUUCCAUCGCCUGCACGAAGUCAGACAAGGACGAAACACAUGCACCACAUGCAGCUACAAACCUGGGAGAGGCUGCAGGGCAGGACAGACCAAGCUCUGACAAGGUCUCCAGCAGACUUCUCCAGGCGGCUGAGGACGCGCCACUGUGUCGUGCGUCCGGGUGCUUGCCCUUCGGCAAAGGUGAUUCCCAGCCGACUGCCUCACCCAGAAUGUCGCUUGCAAGCUGCAGCUGGUUUCAAGCACCGACCCCGUGGCGUGUGCGACAGCGUCUGCUUCGCAGGCUGCAUUCCCCAACUGAAAACAGCCCUGCAAGCUCAGAAGAUAAGCCGGAGAUCCACGAAUCGCAAGAUGCUGCCAUUGUUUAG
Symbiodinium pilosum is the source of this 1998-nucleotide messenger RNA. The record is from the annotation of a GenBank genome assembly. NCBI's taxonomy places the organism in Eukaryota, Dinophyceae, Suessiales, Symbiodiniaceae.